ACUCCCUUCUCUCACUCUCCAGGGACGCCAUGCAGACUCUGCCCACAGCUGGAACUGACACUGGGUCGCGACCCCUCAAGGAAGGUCUCCUGGAGCUGAUGGCGAUGCUCAACAUGCAGGCGAACCAGGUGUUCACAAGCCACCUGGCGGCAUGGGCCCUGAGCCCCCCAAACCUCUACCCCUUCCAGGUCAGCUCGCUGGUCCUGCUCGAGAGGACUCCGGAAGAGGAGGAGGAAGAGGAGGAGGGGGAGGAGGAGGAGCAGGAGGAGGAAUGGGAGGAGGAGGAAGAAGACUAUGCAGAAAGGGGGGCUCUGGUAUUCCACCACCUGUACCUGGCUUGUCCCUGGCUGGCCCCCGUCUCCUUGCACCUCUGGAUGGGCCCCCUGCGGCCUGGGCCACCAGAAACCCCCACCAUCCGACAUCUCCCCCCAGACUCCCCUCUCCCCUCCCCAACCAGGAGCCCUAACUUGUGAGUGCGGGGUGACUGCU
Ornithorhynchus anatinus (platypus) is the source of this 489-nucleotide messenger RNA. RefSeq names its product proline rich 29 (gene PRR29). Lineage: Eukaryota; Metazoa; Chordata; Mammalia; Monotremata; Ornithorhynchidae. The transcript has 3 exons. The record is from RefSeq and is a predicted model, not a curated record. Bases 30 to 473 code for a protein of 147 amino acids.